Choloepus didactylus (southern two-toed sloth) is the source of this 954-nucleotide messenger RNA. RefSeq names its product tetratricopeptide repeat domain 23 like (gene TTC23L). Lineage: Eukaryota; Metazoa; Chordata; Mammalia; Pilosa; Megalonychidae. The record is from RefSeq and is a predicted model, not a curated record. The transcript is spliced from 7 exons. Gene Ontology annotation, molecular function: protein binding. Bases 1 to 954 code for a protein of 317 amino acids.
AUGCAAGCCGGCCCCAUCCGCAUCCCAACUGAUAGCAGUGACAUUGAGUGGGACUCCUGCUUCCAUCUAUCACAUCAAACCAAGAGCCCAGCACACCAACAAACAUACAAAUUGUGUCCCUCUUAUGGGUCUGGAGAGAGUGAAGAAGACACUAAAACCAAGGAGGAGAACUCCAUAGAGACUCUUCCCAAAGAGAAGUUAGCCCAAUCCCAGAGGAAAACAGCUGAGCUGAUUAAGGAAAAAAUGAAUAUCCAAGCAAACAAGGAACUGAUUCGCUGUGUCAUCCUUUCUCGGAUUAUUUUUGGGGAAGAACACUGGAAAUGUGCACAGGCUUUGACCAACCUGGCUUAUGGCUACCUGACACUGAGAGGCCUCCCAGCUCAGGCCAAGAAACAUGCUGAAUCCACCAAGAACACGCUGCUGACCUGGAAGGGAAAUAUGACCUCAAACAAGGAGAAAAAGGAAAUCCUGGGAGCUCUGAUUAUGCUCUACUACACUCUGGGGGUGGCCUGGCUCCUGCAGAACCAUGGUAAAGAGGCCUAUUUCAACCUGCAGAAGGCAGAGAGAAGCAUGAAGGAGCUGAAGGAAUUAGAUAAGGGAAGUGUUUAUGGAUUACAAGUCUCAGAGAAAGACCUAACAAUUGCUUUGGGCAGAGCCUCCUUGGCCACCCACAGGUUGAAUCUAGCUCUGGUAUACUUCGAAAAGACAAUUGGCAAUGUUAUUGCUGCCAAGGGUGAUAAGACACCAGAUCUGAUCAGUCUAUAUGAGGAAAUUGCCCAGAUCGAGCAGCUGAGGAGGAACCAUGACCAGGCCAUCCAGUACUUGCAACAGGUUGGCCCAUUCUAUCUGUGUGUGUCUGUGUUUACUGAAGUCAGCCCCAAAACCGCAGAGACGAGUGCAUUACUAGCCAAAGCAUAUGCCAUGUCUGGAGAGGCCCAACACAGGGGAAGGUAG